AUGAUCGUCCGCGCCCUCAAGCGGCUGGAGGACUACGUUGACCUGUACAUCGCCGACAUGGGCAUGGGCAAAGAGGGCUGGCACUUCACCGACAGCCCCGAGGCCGCCAAGUACGGUGUUCUCCCCGAGGAUCCCGUGUACGGUUUCAAGACCAUCAAGGAGCUCUACCUCAAGGCAAGUCCCGGGUAUGAGGGCCGUGUGACGGUGCCCGUGCUUUGGGACAAGAACGCACACACACUUGUCAGCAAUGAGUCGAGCGAGAUCAUUCGCAUGCUGUACACUGAGUUCGACCAUCUCCUUCCUGAGGCGGACCGCGAAGACAACAGGCCCGGCGGCGGGCUGUACCCUCAGAAGCUGCAGAAGGAGAUCGAUGAGAUUAAUGUUUGGGUGUACCACACCGUCAACAACGGGGUUUACAAGUGCGGCUUUGCGUUCACGCAGACGGCGUAUGAGGAUAACGUCGACCAUUUGUUCCAGUCGUUAGAUCGCUUGGAGAGCAUCUUGGAAAACAGGCCCUUCCUAUUGGGAGACCACAUGACCGAGGCCGAUGUACGACUGUUUCCCACUAUUGCGAGAUUUGACGUGGCAUAUGUGCCCAUCUUUCAGUGCAAUUUGGGCACCAUCCGAAACGAUUAUCCCAACUUGCAUCUUUGGUAUCGGAGGCUUUACUGGGACCAGAGUAAGAGGACCCAUGGCGCCUUCUUCAACACCACGGACACCUGGAUUUCGAGGUUCAAGGAGGGGUAUGGUAACGCCAGAGCGAGGGUUUUGGGCAUCCAGGGGCCGCUCAUCAUUCCGAAGGGACCUCGCGUGUUGAUUCACGAGCUUAAGGACGAAGAGAAGUUGUAA
Molecule: messenger RNA, 849 nt
Organism: Colletotrichum chrysophilum
Lineage: Eukaryota; Fungi; Ascomycota; Sordariomycetes; Glomerellales; Glomerellaceae
Exons: 1
Coding region: 1-849 (282 amino acids)
Cellular component (GO): cytoplasm
Molecular function (GO): glutathione transferase activity
Source: RefSeq, a predicted model, not a curated record